Messenger RNA from Naegleria gruberi, 1512 nucleotides. RefSeq lists its product as uncharacterized. The coding region runs from base 1 to 1512 and encodes 503 amino acids. NCBI's taxonomy places the organism in Eukaryota, Heterolobosea, Eutetramitea, Acrasida, Naegleriidae. The record is from RefSeq and is a predicted model, not a curated record. The transcript has a single exon. Gene Ontology annotation, molecular function: protein binding.
AUGAAGAGAAGCGAAUUUUCAGCAAUUCCUGAUGAAGUUAUCUUUCAUAGAAUUCUUCCGUAUUUCGAAUAUAGAUGGAUACUAAAUGUUGGAAGAUUAGUUUGUAAAUAUUGGAAUGAAAAUUACAAAUCAAUAGAAACUUUCGACUUUUCUGUCAAUUAUUACGGAAAUGAUAAUUAUUGGGAAAGAUUAUUGAAUGAUGUGCAUUCUGGCGAAUUAGAAAAAGUAACGGGAUUGAAUUUUCGAUUACCACUUGCAUGGAAUUAUGAUUUGGAAUUGCAACAAAAAUUAAUUACCAAAUUAAGUAAUUUGAAAGAAUUGUCUUUAGGCCCAUGUGCAUGUGAAUAUCCCUUGAUUAUGACUAAAUUGGAACAUUUGGAAAGGGUUGUUUUAAAUUUGAGAUACAUUAACAUUGUUGAAUUUUUGAAAAAUUGCAAAUCAAAAAUCAAAUCCUUUGACAUUUCAAGUGUGGAAUACAAACAAGAUUUCAGUUUUGAUAUUGAAUGGCCAUUAGAACACCUCUCUGUCUCUGGUCUCUCCACAAAUUCAUGGAUUUCCUUGUUGAACAGCAAAUUUGCAAGGAAUUCCUUAAAAAGUCUAAAGAUUUGUAAUUGUGGAAUACUUCCAAAUGAGGCAGUGUUUGAUUUGAUUGGAAAUUUGGAUUGUCUGACCGAGUUGGAUUGUUCUGAAAAAGUUUUAUGGAAACACAUGAGAAAAAUUGGGAAAUUGAAGAAAUUGACUUGCAAUAAGGUGUUUCGUGGGGCAGAAUCUGAAUUGGACUUGUCAUUAUUAACAAAUUUGGAAUACUUAUGUUUAAUGAGUAAUGAUUUGGUGGGAAGUUCAUUUAAACAUUUACAAAAUAUGAAUCAUCUCACGGAAUUAAUAUUGGCCAAUAACAAAAUAGAAAAUGCUGCUGCUUUGAGCUCUGUCACUAGCUUGACUCAUUUGGAUCUUUCGAAUAAUUAUAUUCGAGAUGAAGGAUUGAAAGAUUUUUGCCAACUUGUUAAUUUGAAAUAUCUAUCGUUGGAAUACAAUCAAAUUGGCAGUAUUGGAGCUAAUUAUCUUUCCAAGAUUGUCCAGCUAGAGCAAUUGAAUCUUGCACGUAAUUAUAUUGGAGAAAUAGGUGUGGAAAAUUAUGGAAAUUUACAAGCAUUGAGAAUUCUGAAUUUGAAUGCAAAUAAUAUUGGAGAUGGAUUGAAAUUCCUGGCUUGUUGUAACUCCUUGAAUCAGUUAUAUGUUGCCUCGAACAAAAUUAGUAGUAAGGGAUUAAUUGAUUUUUGCAAAGUUUCAAUGCCAAAUUUGAAAGUAUUGACCAUUUCUAAUAAUAAUGUUGGAAAGGCAGUUGCUCUGUUGGUAUGUUUUAAAGGGACAGAAGUGAGAGCAGAUAACUGUAAUAUUGGAUUGACUGAUGCUGUGCAAUAUGUGGCAGAAAAAGGCAUAUCCAGUUUCUCAAACCAAUUAAUCAACACAAAGAACAAAUUAUUAUCAAUAUUCGAUUCCUCAAUGUUUUAA